This is a messenger RNA of Paraphaeosphaeria sporulosa, 1029 nucleotides long. Its product is annotated as glutathione S-transferase Gst3. The coding region runs from base 1 to 1029 and encodes 342 amino acids. NCBI's taxonomy places the organism in Eukaryota, Fungi, Ascomycota, Dothideomycetes, Pleosporales, Didymosphaeriaceae. The transcript has 3 exons. Gene Ontology annotation, molecular function: glutathione transferase activity. The record is from RefSeq and is a predicted model, not a curated record. Gene Ontology annotation, cellular component: cytoplasm.
AUGGACAAAGCACCUGAGCAAAAAGGCAGCAUCACCGACUGGGUGAAACCGGGCGACAAGUCGGGCGAAUUCAAGAGGCAGACGUCCGUGUUCAGGAACUGGAUUGAGAACAAGCCCGAUGCUGAGUUCCCUCCCGAGAAGGGAAGGUAUCACUUGUAUGUGAGCUAUGCAUGCCCAUGGGCGCAUCGCACCAUGAUUGUGCGGAAGUUGAAGGGGCUGGAGGACUUUGUGGGCAUCACGAGCGUGCAUUGGCACAUGGGUCAGAAGGGAUGGAGAUUUGCUGAAAAAGGCGAGGAGGUUGCAGGGGACUUGGCAACGCCGGAUCCGAUCCACGAGGACUUUACGCACAUUCGUGACAUCUACUUCGAGCAAGAUCCCAACUACGAGGGGCGCUUUACGGUGCCUACGCUGUACGACAAGAAGGCCAGCAAGAUUGUGAGCAACGAAAGCAGCGAGAUCAUCCGCAUGUUUUACACGGCGUUUGACGACCAGCUCGAAGAGAAGUAUAAGUCGGUGGACCUGUUCCCGGCUAGACUCCAGAAAGAGAUUGAGGAGAUGAACGACUGGGUGUACAACGACAUCAACAACGGCGUGUACAAGAGUGGAUUCGCUACCACCGAAGAGGCCUACACCAAAGCGGUAACCACCCUCUUCUCCUCCCUCGACCGUGUCGAAGAAGGCCUCUCCAAAUCUUCGACCCCGUUCCUCCUCUCCUCCCCCACCAUCACCGAAGCAGACGUGCGGCUCUACACGACGAUUGUCCGCUUCGACCCCGUCUACGUGCAGCACUUCAAGUGCAACAUCCGCGACAUUCGCAGCGGAUACCCGCACCUGCACAAGUGGCUGCGGAACCUGUACUGGGACCACUCGGCGUUUGGGGAGACGACGCAGUUUGAGCACAUCAAGAAGCACUACACCAAGAGCCACUCACAGAUCAACCAGUUUGCGAUUACGCCUGUGGGACCGCUGCCGGAUAUCUUGGCGAAGGACGAGGACGUUCCUGCUGUCAAGUUUGCGUCGAAGGCGUAG